Diaporthe batatas is the source of this 504-nucleotide messenger RNA. RefSeq lists its product as uncharacterized. The transcript has 2 exons. The record is from RefSeq and is a predicted model, not a curated record. The coding region runs from base 1 to 504 and encodes 167 amino acids. NCBI's taxonomy places the organism in Eukaryota, Fungi, Ascomycota, Sordariomycetes, Diaporthales, Diaporthaceae.
AUGCUCAAAAAGGGCUUCGAGACGGGCUUCAAGCACGUCAAGAUCACGAUCAAGGGCCACUUGGAAGAACUCAGAAGCAGCAAUGACAACGACGCUCCAACCACUGGCUCCUCCUCGGGCAGCGGCAUCCCCCCCUCCAAGGCCAAAACCGCCCGUGUGACCGGGAGCGCCUUCAGAUCUCGGAACGAGGUGAAUCGCAACACGAGCCCCACCAGCCGUGUGGGCUCCGUAAGCCAGAAGGGUGCCUGGGCGGUGCUGCUUCUACCACCGUGCCAGCCCACGCCAGCAACCCUCCUUUCUGCUGGCAGCUUCGCGGCGUCUUCAUCUGGGGCUGCCGACACCCAGCGCAGCGGCUUAACUAGCAGGAAGCGCGCGGCCCCUAGCACGUCUGGUGGUGAUGCCCGCGCCCAGAAGCGAGUCCAGACGAGCGGCGGAGGCCCCCUGCAGCAGCAGCAGCGGCGGCAGCAGCGGCAACAACAACAACAACACCCCCAGGAGAGUUAA